This is a messenger RNA of Ilyonectria robusta, 981 nucleotides long. RefSeq names its product Alpha/Beta hydrolase protein. Gene Ontology annotation, cellular component: membrane. NCBI's taxonomy places the organism in Eukaryota, Fungi, Ascomycota, Sordariomycetes, Hypocreales, Nectriaceae. Gene Ontology annotation, molecular function: palmitoyl-(protein) hydrolase activity. The coding region runs from base 1 to 981 and encodes 326 amino acids. The transcript is spliced from 2 exons. The record is from RefSeq and is a predicted model, not a curated record.
AUGGUCAUGUGCCAAAACAUGAUCAUUUACAACCCCUUCCUGCCGCCCAAUGCGCGGAGCAUGCGCAUUGCCGACUUUGAAAAGGACUGUGGGGGUACUCAAUGGAGGGAGGAGAGGAUUCGGUCUCUGGAUGGGACUGAAAUUGCUCUCUGUGUGUCGGAUGUGUUGCCCGCAUCCGACCCUGGCAUAGUUGGUCGCACCAAGACUCCUGUUUAUAUCCUCUAUUUCCAAGGAAAUGCCUCCUCACUGCCACCUAGACUUCCCGAUUUGUCGUGGAUUCUUCACCGAGUACGAGACGCCGACGAUUCCGCCACCUACACAAUGGUCUGUGUAAGCUACCGAGGCUACUGGACUUCGCACGACCGACCCUACGAACGAGGAAUAAACAUGGAUUCCGAGGCGGCGCUACAAUGGAUCUCCCAAUUGCAUGAGGCACGAUCUGCAGGAACAAACCAGAAGCCGGUGGUGCUGCUCUGGGGACAGAGCAUUGGGUGUGGCUUUGCCACCAAUCUGGCAGCCAAGGGGCAGAGUUAUCCCGGUUUGAAGCUGGAUGCUCUCAUCCUGGAGACUCCUUUCCUUUCUGUCCGAACCAUGUUGCACGCGCUGUAUCCCCAAAAGUGGCUCCCGUACCAAUACCUCUACCCGUUCCUAUGGAACCACUUGGACAGCUGGACAAACCUCGGCGUGAUAGCCCAGAGGCACCGGGGAAGGCUGCCCGGAGUGUACAUGGUCGAGGCUGGCAAAGACGAGCUUGUGCCCGCUCAUCACGGCGCCGGCCUAUACCAGCGAUGCGAGGAUGUUGGGCUCCCAGUGGAGCGGCGCAAGGUGCGCGGGGCACUUCACAACGAGGCCAUGGUCAAGGCGGAAGGCAAAAACGCCAUUGCGCAGUCCAUCUUGUUGGCUGUCACACGGGCACAAGCACCUGGCUUGUCCCCGGGGUCUGAUUCCGACGGAAAAAGUGCUGGACACGGCCUGAGCUGA